This is a messenger RNA of Phlebotomus argentipes, 1964 nucleotides long. RefSeq names its product pyruvate kinase-like. Gene Ontology annotation, cellular component: cytoplasm. Bases 251 to 1816 code for a protein of 521 amino acids. NCBI's taxonomy places the organism in Eukaryota, Metazoa, Arthropoda, Insecta, Diptera, Psychodidae. The record is from RefSeq and is a predicted model, not a curated record. Gene Ontology annotation, molecular function: magnesium ion binding; pyruvate kinase activity; potassium ion binding. The transcript has 6 exons. Gene Ontology annotation, biological process: glycolytic process.
UGAGAAUCCAACAGUGUUGUGCUUGAGCUCUUCGUAUCAGUUCCACAACAACGGGUUCUCCGACAAGCCGCAUUUUCGCCUUCUCUGAAGUCUCUAAAACCAUUUAAAAAUUGCAUUCAGUUCACUCUUGACAAUCCCUUGUGUACAGAUAUCUGCAAAUCAUCCCUUAGUUUGUGGUUUUUGCCCUUAAAAAAAUUCCAAUCAUAAAGCUAGAGCUGAACUUUUUUGCAUUUAGUCGUCUUAUCAGUGGAUGAGCACAAGUGGCAAGAAGAUGACGACAGCCGAAGCCGUUUCUCACCUGGAGCACAUGUGCAGCCUGGACAUCGACUCCCAGGCGGCCUUCACGCGCCUCUCGGGCAUCAUCUGCACCAUUGGGCCGGCGUCCAACAGCCCUGAGAUGCUGCAGAAGAUGAUGGAGACUGGCAUGAACAUCGCCCGACUGAACUUCUCUCACGGAUCGCACGAGUAUCACGCCAACACGAUCAAGAACAUCCGCGAGGCGGUGAAGAACUACUCGGCCAAGCUCGGCAUGGCCUUUCCGCUGGCCAUUGCGUUGGACACGAAGGGUCCGGAGAUCAGGACGGGUCUGUUGGACGGCAGCGGCACGGCCGAGGUUGAGCUGAAGCGCGGCGGCAAGAUCAAGCUCACCACCAACACGGCGUUCCAGGACAAGGGCAACGUGGAUCAGGUGUUCGUGGAUUAUGCCAACAUUGUGAACGUCGUUGUGCCCGGAAAUCGCAUCUUCGUGGACGACGGAUUGGUCUCUCUGAUUGUGGAUGAGAUUUCUGGCGAUACUCUCACGUGCACCAUUGAGAAUGGCGGCGUUCUGGGCUCACGCAAGGGUGUCAAUCUGCCGGGUGUGCCCGUGGAUUUGCCCGCUGUGUCGGAGAAGGACAAGUCCGAUCUGCAGUUUGGCGUGGAGCAGGGCGUGGACAUCAUCUUUGCCUCCUUCAUUCGCAAUGCGGCUGCACUGAAGGAGAUCCGCGGUGUGUUGGGCGAGGGCGGCAAGGCCAUCAGGAUCAUCUCGAAGAUUGAGAAUCAGCAGGGAAUGCACAAUCUGGAUGAGAUCAUUGACGCUUCCGAUGGCAUCAUGGUGGCUCGUGGAGACUUGGGCAUCGAAAUCCCACCGGAAAAGGUCUUCCUGGCCCAGAAAACCAUGAUUGCCCGAUGCAAUCGUGCUGGAAAACCUGUGAUUUGCGCCACGCAAAUGCUCGAGUCGAUGAUCAAGAAGCCUCGCGCGACUCGUGCUGAGAUCUCCGAUGUGGCCAAUGCCGUUCUGGAUGGUGCUGACUGCGUGAUGUUGUCCGGCGAGACGGCCAAGGGUGAAUAUCCGCUGGAGUGUGUUCUCACCAUGGCCAAGACGUGCAAGGAGGCCGAGGCGGCGCUCUGGCAGAAGAACCUCUUCCAGGAUCUCGUCAGUCAGUCACCGUCGCCACUCGAUGCCGCCCACUCGGUGGCCAUCGCGGCCGUCGAGGCGUCCAGCAAGUGCUUGGGUGCAGCCAUCAUCGUCAUCACAACUUCGGGACGUUCUGCUCAUCUCGUGUCCAAGUACCGUCCGAGAUGCCCAAUCAUCGCAGUCACGCGCUUCCCGCAAACAGCCCGCCAGUGCCAUCUGUAUCGCGGAAUUCUGCCACUCAUCUACGAAGAACAAGCUCUCAGCGACUGGCUGAAGGAUGUCGAUGUGCGCGUCCAGUUUGGCAUGAAUUUCGGCAAUUCGCGUGGAUUUAUCAAGAAGGGCGACCCAGUGAUUGUCGUCACCGGCUGGCGACAGGGUUCCGGCUUCACCAAUACCAUUCGCGUCGUAAAUUAUGAGUAAAAAAAAUAUGAAUCAUCUCAUGGAAAGUCACUUUCCGCCCCCACGAAGUCAAACAUAUAAUUGAGAUACUGAAAUAAUUAUAAUAUUAUAUGUGUUGCAUUAGAUUGCAAAUAAAUGUGAACAAUAAAAUUUAACAAGAAAAAAAAAA